AUGGGUGCUUACGCUAGUAUAGCAUCGUUAGCGGAGCGGGUGGAGCUCGAGGGGGCGGUGGAGGAGGCGGUGGGGGUGGCGGGGGGAGUGGGGGUGGAGGUGGGGGUGGUGGCGGGAGUUGAGGUACUGGUGGCGGCGGUGGAGGCGGAGGUGGCGGCGGAGGUGGUAGCGGAGGAGGCGGUGGGAGCGGUGGGAGCGACGGUCCUGGUGGGGGAGGUGGAGGUGGAGACGGGGGUGGCGGUGGAGGCGGGGGUGGCGGUGGAGGCGGGGGUCGGAGUGUGUCCCAGGUAG
Molecule: messenger RNA, 291 nt
Organism: Closterium sp. NIES-65
Lineage: Eukaryota; Viridiplantae; Streptophyta; Zygnematophyceae; Desmidiales; Closteriaceae
Source: the annotation of a GenBank genome assembly